AACGGCAUUUCACGUAACGUCAUCCAAAAUGCAUCUCAGCCACUGAUAAGCAUCACUUAUCGAGACUGCCAUUAAUCAUACUCUAGGCCUACUGCUAUUAUUUAGCCAGGAUUCAUGCUGUUCAUGUGUCGUCGUUUGUCGUACAGCAUAGUGCGCUGAGUCUUACUGUUAAUUCCCCAUUUCCAUCAUGGCCGCAUUGCGCAUACUUUCUCGACCAUCUCCACAACUCAAAUCUAUACUCUCCACCUCAAGGAACUUCUCCUCAAGCAUACAACGAAACGCAGACUUCACGCACGCCGUCAUAGGCGGCGGAGUCAUAGGCUUAGCCAUAGCCCGCAAACUCCAACAACGAGACUCCGCCUCCACCGUCCUGAUAGAAAAACAUGGCCAUGUCGGCACAGAAACAAGUUCACGAAACAGCGAAGUCAUACACGCAGGCCUCUACUACGGGCCCACCUCUCUCAAGACAAAGCUAUGUCUGCGCGGAAAAGACAUGUUAUACGAGCUCUGCAAAAACCACGACAUACCACACCGCAACACCGGAAAAUGGAUCGUCGCCCAAGACGCCGCACAAAUGGAGGCCCUACAAAAAGUCCACGACUUCGCCAAAAGCAUCAACGUACCCAUCCACUUCCUCAGCAAAGAAGAAGCCCACCGCCGCGAACCAGACGUCCGUGCCGAAGCCGGCGUCUUAGAAAGCCCCAGCACAGGCAUCGUAGAUUCCCACAGCCUGAUGCAAUACCUGCAAGGCGGUUUUGAAAACGCCGGUGGAAUCUGCGCAUUCAAAUCCACAGUCACACACAUCACGCCCCUCGACUCCGGACGCUCGGGAUGGGAAAUCACAACAACAGGAGCAGAUGGCGAGGAAAGCAGCAUAACAGCCGACACGUUGAUAAACUCCGCGGGUCUCUUCGCCGUGGAAAUCUCAAAUAUGAUUUUGCCCAAGGAACGCCACAGAAAAGCUUUCUACGCAAAAGGGUCGUAUUUCUCCUACGCUGUCUCGCGGCCUAAACCUUCUACACUCGUCUACCCCGCUCCCGUGCCAGGCCACGGCGGACUGGGCACACAUCUCACGCUCGACAUGGCCGGGCGGAUUCGUUUCGGACCGGAUGUGGAGUGGACGGACUCACCGAAUGAUUACACACCCAACACGAAGAAUAUGAAGCAGGCUAUUGAUGAUAUUCAGACGUAUCUUCCCGGUGUGGAUAGAGACGCUAUUCAACCGGAUUACGUGGGGAUACGACCGAAGUUGGGUAAGCUGGCGGCGACGAGUGGGAAGGACUUCCAGGAUUUUGUAAUUUGUAAGGAAGAGGGGUAUGAGGGGUUUGUCAAUUUGUUGGCCAUGGAAUCUCCGGGCUUGACUAGCAGUUUGGCGGUUGCGGAGGAGGUGGAGGGAUUGUUGUAUCGAUAGUAGUGAUGGUACAUAUUUAUUUUACACAGACGAGAUGUUGGACGACUACACUUUCGGUUCCAUGUUCAGCAUCAGGUUGCAAGUAAUAUCAA
This is a messenger RNA of Alternaria rosae, 1503 nucleotides long. Its product is annotated as FAD dependent oxidoreductase. Gene Ontology annotation, cellular component: mitochondrion. The transcript has a single exon. NCBI's taxonomy places the organism in Eukaryota, Fungi, Ascomycota, Dothideomycetes, Pleosporales, Pleosporaceae. Gene Ontology annotation, molecular function: (S)-2-hydroxyglutarate dehydrogenase activity; (S)-2-hydroxy-acid oxidase activity. The coding region runs from base 188 to 1411 and encodes 407 amino acids. The record is from RefSeq and is a predicted model, not a curated record.